Molecule: messenger RNA, 1121 nt
Organism: Neolamprologus brichardi
Lineage: Eukaryota; Metazoa; Chordata; Actinopteri; Cichliformes; Cichlidae
Source: RefSeq, a predicted model, not a curated record
GAAGCCCCACUGUUCAAUGCCAGAAUCCGCAAGAGCUGGCUCCAUAAUGAGCUGCAGAUUGCCACGGUGGGCCACAAGGUUGACCUGAGUUACACGUACGAUCACCUAGGAGAAGACACUUCAGUCCUGAAGCAGCUGGCCAAUGGCACACAUGCUUUCUGCAAGGUCCUUUCAGCUGCCAAGCGUCCAGUUGUGGUUGUGGGCAGCGGCGCUCUGCAAAGAGAAGAUGGAGUUGCAAUUUUGAGCGCCGUCUCCACCAUUGCUCAGAACGCCCGAGCCAGCAGCGGAGUGGAGGACAGCUGGAAAGUCCUUAACGUCCUGCACAGGGUGGCGAGUCAAGUGGCUGCCCUCGAUCUAGGCUACAAGGCCGGAGUGGACGCCAUCAGGAAGAAUCCACCUAAAGUGCUUUUCCUGCUGGGAGCUGAUGCGGGCUGCAUCAGCAGAGCUGACCUGCCCAAAGACAGCCUCAUCAUCUACCAGGGUCAUCACGGUGACGUAGGAGCACCAAUGGCAGACAUCAUCCUACCCAGUGCUGCAUACACGGAGAAAAACGGCACUUAUGUCAACACUGAAGGCAGGAGCCAGCACACCAAGAUAGCCGUCACUGCUCCUGGAGUCGCCAGAGAGGACUGGAAGAUCAUCAGAGCUUUGUCUGAACUGACGGGUGUAACGCUGCCCUACGACUCCUUAGAUGAGAUCCGAUCCAGGCUAGCCGAAGUCUCUCCUAACCUGGUCCGUUACGACGAUGUCGAGGAGGCGAACUACUUUAAACAAGCCAAUGAGCUCGCUAUGACUGUGAACCAGGAGCUCUUAGCAGCUCCUCUGGUGCCGCCUCAGCUUACAGUAAAGGACUUCUACAUGACAGACUCCAUCAGCAGGGCUUCCCAAACAAUGGCGAAGUGCGUCAAAGCCGUCACAGAAGGAGCCGCCGCCGUCGACGAGCCAUCUGUUUGCUGAACACUUGAUAUGACGACAGCUCUGAACUUUGUGUUGCUCCAUAAGUUGAAGUCGCCCUCAAUGCUUGUGUAUACUGUUGAAUCGUUUUUGCCGCUGAGAACCAGCUUUGUGGAAUAAAUCUGAGAAACAUACAAAAUAUAAAUAAAAUCCUAAAAUUGUCUUUA